Molecule: messenger RNA, 1359 nt
Organism: Mucor velutinosus
Lineage: Eukaryota; Fungi; Mucoromycota; Mucoromycetes; Mucorales; Mucoraceae
Exons: 3
Coding region: 1-1359 (452 amino acids)
Biological process (GO): arginine metabolic process
Cellular component (GO): mitochondrial matrix
Molecular function (GO): identical protein binding; transaminase activity; pyridoxal phosphate binding
Source: RefSeq, a predicted model, not a curated record
AUGUACCGUACAUUAAGCAAAUUAUCUUGCGCCAUCAAGCCUACCGGUACUCAAGCUUUGAAGCGUUCAUAUGCUGUUUCAAGUACCUUGAUCAAACCGGUAAAAGAGUUAACUCAUCUCGACACUGAUGUUCCUCAAUCUACCUUGGAUAAAGUCAACGAAUUCACCAAAUACACUGUCAACACAUACGCUCGACCUGAUGUUGUGAUUGCCCGAGGCAAGGGCUGUUAUCUCUAUGACACCAGUGAUCGCCGCUAUCUUGAUUUCACUGCUGGUAUUGCUGUCACGGCAUUGGGACAUUCAGAUCCUGAAGUAGCUCAAGUCUUAUACGAUCAAGCCAACAAGCUGUUGCAUACCAGUAAUUUAUACCAUAACGAAAACGCCGGUGCGCUCGCCAAGACGAUGGUCGAAGCCACCCGUCAACAUGGUGGUGAAUGGGCAUCAAAAUUGUUCCUGGCUAAUUCUGGUACUGAAGCAAAUGAAGGUGCUCUCAAGUUUGCUCGUAAAUGGGGCAAGCAAUUCAGUCCUGACAAAACCGAGAUUGUCUGCUUUACAAAUGCCUUCCAUGGUCGUUCGAUGGGCGCAUUGUCAGUAACAUUUAAUCCCAAAUACCAAAAACCAUUUGCUCCAUUGGUUCCUGGCAUUGUUACCAGCCCUUACAACGAUGUGGACGCUGCCUUGAACGCUAUCACCAAUAAGACAUGUGGUGUUAUUAUCGAGCCCAUUCAAGGUGAAGGUGGUGUGCAUCCUGCCAAGGCUGAAUUCCUGGAGGCUUUGCGAAAGCGUUGUGAUGAGACCAACACUUUGUUGAUCUUUGAUGAAAUUCAAUGUGGUUUGGCUCGUACUGGUAAGAUGUGGGGUCAUCAGCAUUUCAAUGUAACUCCUGAUGUCAUGACCAUGGCAAAGCCUUUGGCCAACGGUGUACCCAUCGGUGCCAUUUUGACUACUGAGAAGGUGGGAGAGAUGAUCAAGACUGGCGACCACGGUACUACAUUUGGUGGUAAUCCUCUUGCUGCUGCAGUUGCUUUGAAUGUCGUGAGCCGUAUCACAACUCCAGAAUUCAUUGAUUCCGUCAACCAAAAGGGAGAGCAUCUCAAGAGUUUAUUGAAGCAGGUUCAGGAUAGCCACCCUGAUUUGAUCAAAGAGGUCCGUGGUAAGGGUCUAUUGAUUGGUGUAGAAUUCACAAAAGAUCCCUCUCCCAUUGUCAAGAUGGCUCGUGAGCGUGGUUUGUUGCUGGUAACUGCAGGCUGUAAUACAGUCCGUGUGGUUCCUCCAUUGAUCAUUACCGAGGAAGAAGCAGUAGAAGGUGUCUCCAAGUUUGCAGGCGCUGUUGAUCAAUUUGCAGCUUCAUCCCAAUGA